AUCGUCGUCCUACCAGACGGCGCAAAGGUCGACAUAUCAGCCUCUCAGGACCCGUCGCAGCCCACGAAGAUCUUCAUAGACCGCACCAUCGCAGCCGCAUACCGCACGCUUCCUCGCUCCGUCGCUCUCGUCAUUUCCGCUAUAGGCACCCCCUACGAGAAUAAAGCCGACCACAUCCCCAAGUUCCCCGUCCUCGAGAUCCUGCCCCCCUCCCAUGUCCAGCAAGGCUCUCCUGCGACGAUUACCCCCGCAGACCUCUGGGGCGUCCUGAACGUCCUCCACACCCUCUACCACCUCCAGGAAACCAUCCCCGUCGUCCUCUCCCCGGCCCUCCACAACGCCCCCGAGCUCGCCCACUACCUCCUCUUCUCCGGCCUCGCCCGCAAGCGCCACACCCGCCCCGGCGACGCCCCCGCCCGAGCCCAGGCCCAGGCCGAGCCCGAGCUCUUCCUCCUCCGCGAGACCUUCUGGCAGGGCGCCGGCACCUCCCCCAUCUUCCACCCCCGCGGCGGCUGGCUCCGCGGGCACGCCGCCCUCCUCGCCGCCGCCCCCUUCCCCUACGCGCCGUCCUUCACCCGCACCGACCUCGUCAUCGCCGCGCACCCGCUGCGCCCCCCCAAGCCGCGCCCGGGCGAGGUCGUCUACCGCAAGCACUUCCCGUCCGUCGGCCAGACGCUCGACUUUGCGUACUUUGACCUAGCCGGCGACACCGUGGGUAAGGACGCAAGUGGGGUCUCGCGCCACCUCGCCACGUUCCACCGCUGGCACAACAGCGACCACGUCAACCGCGGCUGGGGCGAACGCGGCCCGCUCGAGAAGCACCGCGCGUACAUGCAGGCCUUGCUCGCCGACCCGGGCGUUGUGCCCGUCAUGAUGAGCUGGGACGGCGAGCUCAUGGGCUACGCCGAGUUCCCUUACGUGAAGGAAAACCAUGUGGCGCCGUACGUCCCCGGCGGUGCUUGGGACUACGACCGCGGCCUCCACAUUCUCGUCGGCGAAGAAAAGUUCCGCGGGUAUCACAGGACGACCGCCUGGCUGGCAGGCGUCCAACACUACCUCUUCCUCUCCGACCCUCGCACCCUCCGCAACGUCGGCGAGCCCAAGGCGGCCAACGCCGCGGUCAUCAAAGUCUCCGAGGCCGUCGGGAUGAACCGGCUCGUCGACUUCCCGUACAAGCGCUCCGUCAUGACCUGGCUCCCGCGUGAGCGCUUUUUC
Messenger RNA from Dichomitus squalens LYAD-421 SS1, 1215 nucleotides. RefSeq lists its product as uncharacterized. The annotation marks the transcript as partial. The transcript is spliced from 4 exons. The record is from RefSeq and is a predicted model, not a curated record. Gene Ontology annotation, biological process: siderophore biosynthetic process. Lineage: Eukaryota; Fungi; Basidiomycota; Agaricomycetes; Polyporales; Polyporaceae.